Messenger RNA from Solanum tuberosum (potato), 1839 nucleotides. RefSeq lists its product as uncharacterized. The record is from RefSeq and is a predicted model, not a curated record. The coding region runs from base 134 to 1720 and encodes 528 amino acids. Lineage: Eukaryota; Viridiplantae; Streptophyta; Magnoliopsida; Solanales; Solanaceae. The transcript has 4 exons.
GUUGAAGAAAAUUGGAAUCAAGAAAAAUACGACUUCCUAAGAUGAUACUUAUUAGUAAAGUGAUCAUCUGAGAAAUUAACUCGAAUAUUAUUAAAAUCUAAAAUUAUCAUGUCCCAUUUCUUUGUCCUUCCCAAUGGUUUUAGUAUAUAUAAGAAGUGUUAACAUACUCUUAAAAAACUUACCAAUGGCUCAACAUGAAACUUCUUCUUGGUUAAUUGUUCUUUCUCUUCUUUCAAUCAUUGUGUCCUUUUAUGGUGUUUCUUGUGUAAAUCUUGAUCAUGGAAAUGGUUACAUAUCGGCUGUUGGCGAUUCGGGGAUGAGAAGGGAUGGUCUAAGAGUUGCUAUUGAAGCAUGGAAUCAAUGCAAUGAAGUUGGAGAAGAAGUGCCUAAAAUGGGAAGUCCAAGAGUUGCUGAUUGCUUUGAUGUCUAUAAAGCUUCUCCUCAAUCACAAGGGGAAAAUAAUUGUUCUCUUUGCAAUGCAAUACCAUACAUGUUGGUACAUAAAGUGACAGAGGAAGAAAACAGGUUAGGCAAAGGAAAAUCAUUUCUUGGAUUGGAGAAAAAGGCAAUUCUUGAUGUUGAUCAUUAUGCAGCACAAAAAGAACUUUACUUGGGAUCAAAAUGUCAAGUUGAAGACAAGCCAAAUCCUUGGCAAUUUUGGAUGAUCAUGCUCAAGAAUGGAAACAUGGAUACAUACGCUGCUAAGUGUCCGAAAAACGGGCUCUUAUCAGGCCCGUAUGGGCCUGAUAACAACUUUCCGUGUUUCGGAAAAGGGUGUAUGAACCAACCAUUGAUUUUUCACAACUACACAACUUUACAAGGUGUUAAUAGGACUACACUUAAAGGGAGUUUUUUUGGUACAUGGGAUUUGCAUAGUAGAAUGAGUAAAUCAAGAACAGAGAAUAAUUCAUUUUAUUCUGUGAAAUGGAAGAAAGAAUUGGGAAAAGGAAGUUGGAUUUUUCAUCAUGUGUUGAAGACAUCAAAUAAGUAUCCUUGGCUUAUGCUUUACUUAAGAUCAGAUGCUACAUUUGGUUUUUCUGGUGGAUAUCAUUAUCCAACUAGAGGCAUGUUAAAAAUUAUACCAGAAUCACCAAAUUUUAAGGUGAAAUUCACCUUAAAUGUGAUAAAAGGAGGAGGUCCAAACAGCCAAUUUUACUUGAUGGACAUAGGGAGUUGCUGGAAGAACAAUGGCAAGUCAUGUGAUGGAAAUGUAACAACAGACGUUACGCGAUACAGUGAGAUGAUCUUGAAUCCAGAAACACCAUCAUGGUGCAAACCAGAUAGCCCAAAAUUAUGUCCACCAUACCACAUUUUCCCAAAUGGAUCAAGAAUUCAUCGAAACGAUACGAUUCGUUUCCCUUAUGAGGCUUAUCAUAUGUAUUGUGCACCUGGAAAUGGUGAACACAUUGAGGAACCUAAUGUUCAUUGUGAUCCUUAUAGUAAUCCUCAACCUCAGGAGAUUUUGCAGAUUUUGCCACAUCCUGUUUGGGGGGAUUAUGGUUAUCCUACUAGGAAAGGAGAUGGUUGGAUUGGAGAUCCAACAACAUGGGAACUUGAUGUUGGGAACUUGUCACAAUCACUUUAUUUUUACCAGGAUCCAGGAACUACACCAGCAAGAAGGAAAUGGACUUCAAUCAACUUGGGAACUGAAAUUUAUAAAGAUCCAAAUCAAGUGGCAGAGUGGACAGUUACUGAUUUUGACAUUCUUGUACCUAAAUAAAAGUUUUAGAUGUAGAAAAGAGAAAAAAAAUUAAAAAGAAAAAAAAUUUCUUUAUUAUUAUUUACAAAUUUGGGAAAGAUUUAAAUUUGGUCUGAAGAAAGACCACAAGUUUUCUCCAA